Messenger RNA from Geodia barretti, 2636 nucleotides. The record is from the annotation of a GenBank genome assembly. Lineage: Eukaryota; Metazoa; Porifera; Demospongiae; Tetractinellida; Geodiidae.
CCCCUUGGCCCCAUACCCUUUCCAUAGCGAGGAUCAACAACUGUGAGUUGACACUCAUCCACUGUGAUCACCCGACUGCUCACAAAACCCAGUAGACCAACGCAACUCCCAAGCACCGUGACCCUGAGGAAGAGCGACAGCAGAUCAAGACGGAAGAUAACUGGCCUCCUCUUCUACUACCAGUUUCACGAGGACCAGCUCAGCUAUCUGCCCCUCAUCUGGAACUACAUGACCGUGAGGAGCUCCGGGAGCCCUGGAGACGAGAUCAGUCGUGUCACGGUGGACAAGACCUGAUUUGGCUACGCUAGCAUUCUCCGGUACCAUCGUUUAGAGUUUGAGGUGAUGUACGAGUGUCUGGCAGACGUGAGAUCACCACCUCGUGACUACUACCUCCGACUCCUCUGUGAUGAGCGAUGUGGGACACCACGUUCGAGAACCACGAGAGUUUUUCAACGACUUGUACCAUCGAUUCCUCCUCUCACCCAAACCCUCCAUGAAGGCCAUGUGUCUCCAGGCGAUGGCCAUAGUGUACGGUCGAUGUCACGAGGAGAUUGGUCCGUUCAAUGACACUGCCUUCAUGGUCCGCAAACUGGAAGAGUGCGAAAAUCGGACAGAGAGAGACCGACUCCUCCAGUUCAUCGACAAACUCCUCCACAACCGACACAACGUGAAGCUGUUCCUGGACACCAACGGAGUGCGGGUCCUGGUCGACCUGGUGACGCUGGCUCACCUGCACACCCAGCGAGCAUACGUCCCUCUCCAGACCAGCUCCCUGGAGGCCUCCCCCGACCAGCAGAGGGACACAGAGAAGGAGUGGUACUACGGAAACAAGGACAAGGAGAGAGAUGGUCCUUACAGUUUUGGAGAGAUGAAGGAGUUGUGGAAGGAAAGUACCAUCCAUCAGAAGACCCGGUGCUGGGCUCAGGGAAUGGAGGGCUGGAGGCCACUGGAACAGAUCCCGCAGCUAAAGUGGCAGCUGAUGGCUCAGGGGAUGUCCCUCAUGAACGAGAGUGACAUGGCCACCCUCAUCCUCAACAUCUUCAUCAGGAUGUGCGAGUUCUAUCCCUCGCGUGACGCCGAGAAUGCCAUCGUGAGGCCCCUCCCACGAGCCAAGCGGCUCCUCUCCGAACCAAACGCCCUCCCCCACAUCGUCCAAUUACUGUUGACCUUUGACCCCAGUCUCGUGGAGAGAGUAACGAAACUCUUGAAUAUCAUUCUGGAGGACAACCCCCAGCUGCCGAGGGCGUUCUCAACCGGAGUAUUCUUCUUCAUCCUCAUGUACACUGGCUCCAACAUUCUCCCCAUCGCUAAGUUCCUCAAAUACACUCACAUGAAGCAGUCAUUCAGACCUGAUGAGCAACAGAGCAGUGACAUCAUGCAGCGGAGUAUCCUGGGCCAGCUGCUGCCAGAGGCCAUGGUGUGUUUCCUCGAGAACCACGGAUCAGUCAAGUUCAGUGAGACAUUCCUCGGGGAGUUUGAUAACCCUGAGGCCAUCUGGAACGGCGAGAUGAGGAGGAUGAUGAUAGAGAAGAUAGCAGCUCAUAUUGCAGACUUCACUCCUCGACUCCAGAGCAACACCAGAGCCACAUACCAGUACUGUGCCAUGCCGGUGGUGCGGUACAAGCAGCUGGAAGACGAGCUGUUCUGUAACAUCUACUACCUCCGUCACCUCUGUGACACCCUCCGGUUCCCAGACUGGCCCAUCAAGAAACCGGUGGCCCUCCUGAAGGACGUACUGGAGGAGUGGAAGAAGGAGGUGGACAAGAAGCCACCAGAGAUGUCGGUGGACCAGGCCUACGAUGCUCUUGGUCUCAAGACUGGAGUUGGAGGUCAUGAGGAGAAUGUCGUCAGAAAAGCCUACUUCAAACUGGCUCAGAAGUACCAUCCCGACAAGAACCCUGAUGGAAGAGUAAGCCACACCCCCUCCCAGUACAUCCCUAUCUUUUCCCUGUUCUAUAGUACAAUAUUUUCACUAGCCCAAAUAGCCAGUCUGGGAAUCAGCCACUAGGUACCACAAACUACACUCUUCUCAAAUCAUAGUUUUUCACACAAAGAGUUCUUCAGACGAGAAGAACAUUAUAUAAACAUGUCUCUAUGGUACCAAAUAUUGACACAGUGGCAGCAGUUUUCAGUGGUUAAUUAACAGUACAGUUUAAGUUACUCACACCCGCUAUGCUUACGGAUAUAAAUAUGUGGCUUGACAUUGAAAAUUAUGUCACUGCAAUGUCUAUAGUUUGAGUGGCACCCACCCACACUCUCUCCUCACUUCUGUCUCCCGUUCUCUCAUUCUCUCUACCCCCUCCUCCCUCUCCCCUCCCUCCCUCUCCCCCUCUCUCCACCCCGUCCACAGGACAGAUUCGAGGCGGUGAACAAGGCCUAUGAGUUCCUGUGCUCCAAGAAUGCCAAGAGAACCGAGGGUCCAGACCCAGUGAGGAUUGUUCUGCUGCUGCAAGACCCAGUCCAUUCUCUUCCAGAGAUAUGCCGAUGUACUGCGGCCGUACAAGUAUGCGGGGUAUCCGAUGUUGAUCAAGACCAUUCAGCUGGAGACUGGAGAUGAUGAGCUGUUUUCCAAGUCUGCACCCAUCCUCACUGCCGCCAGCGAGGUCUCUCUCUCUCCCUCCUCUCCCUCCAUCCUC